UUUUUUACAUUGGAUUAUUAUUUAAAUCUAUUUAGAUAUUUAUAAUUGAAUAACCAUUAUGUUAUCAGUAGCAUUUCAUUCAGGUAGAUCAAAAAGUUCAAACCUAUAAUAUUAUUACUUAUAUAUAAAUGAUACAUUAGGCAUAUAUGGCAGACAACAGAGAUAAUGCUUUAAGUGUUUAUCAAAAUUCCGACGAUUCUCUCCAUCGAUUGACUUCCAACACUUUCGAUUCCAGAUAUACCGAAUUGACGAUCGCGGGUGAAAGUUUCACAUUGCAAGAUGGAAUUUUUGGAAUAGCAGUUAGUCUCGUGACGAACAAUCUUUAUUACAGCCCACUCUCUUCUCAAAGUUUGUAUUACGUUAACACGGAACCAUUCAUGAAAUCAGAAUAUAAAGGAAAUAACGUGCAAUAUAAAGGAGUUGAAGACAUUUACAAUACUCAAUUAUUCGCUAAAGCAGUAUCGAAAAAUGGCGUUGUCUUCUUUGUGAAUAAUUCAGCUCUUGGGUGCUUGAAUGACUAUCAACCAAUUCAGAGGCAAAAUAUUGAUAUGGUCGCUCAGAAUGAAGAGACACUUCAAAUGAUAUUUAGUAUAAAAAUUAAGCAAGAUUUUCCACAAUCCAGCAGGAUUAAUAGAACUCAAAGGAAUGAAUAUAUGUUGGCUUUAAGUAACAGAUUACAGAAAUUUAUGAACCAUAAUUAUAAUUUCAACGAAGUGAACUUCAGAAUUUUGGGUGCGAAUGUAAAUGACCUAAUAAAGAAUACUCGUUGCGUAAAUUUUAACAAUCAAGCUCACCAUUCUUCAAGAUCACAUUAAAAUCUGUUAAUUUUUUUCUCGAUAUAAAUCAAAUAUUUUUCAAAAUUUUGUUAUAAAUAAAUAAUUAUUAUAAAUAAAUUAUAAUUCUACCUUUAAAAA
Messenger RNA from Apis cerana (Asiatic honeybee), 914 nucleotides. RefSeq names its product major royal jelly protein 5-like. NCBI's taxonomy places the organism in Eukaryota, Metazoa, Arthropoda, Insecta, Hymenoptera, Apidae. Gene Ontology annotation, cellular component: extracellular region. The record is from RefSeq and is a predicted model, not a curated record.